This is a messenger RNA of Mercurialis annua (annual mercury), 665 nucleotides long. Its product is annotated as major allergen Pru av 1-like. Gene Ontology annotation, molecular function: signaling receptor activity; protein phosphatase inhibitor activity; abscisic acid binding. The record is from RefSeq and is a predicted model, not a curated record. The transcript is spliced from 2 exons. Gene Ontology annotation, cellular component: nucleus; cytoplasm. Bases 23 to 493 code for a protein of 156 amino acids. Lineage: Eukaryota; Viridiplantae; Streptophyta; Magnoliopsida; Malpighiales; Euphorbiaceae. Gene Ontology annotation, biological process: abscisic acid-activated signaling pathway; defense response.
UUCGUCAAAAACCCUAUCUACAAUGGCUGUUGUUACAUUUGAGAAAGAAACAACAACUUCACUCUCACAAGACAAAGUGUUUAAGGUCUUUAUUCUUCAAUCUGACUCCAUCAUCCCCAAAAUUAUGCCUCAAGUUAAGAUUGAGUUCGUCGAAGGAAAUGGAGGUCCCGGAAGCAUCAAGAAGACGACCUUUGGCCAAGGUAAUGAUGCGAAGUACAUUAAGAGCGAAAUUGAAGCAACAGACAAAGACAAUUUCACACACUGCUACACAAUUUUUGAAGGUGAGCCAUGGCAGGAGGGACUAGACAAGACUAGUUUUGAGGUUAAGGUAUCGGCUUCUUCUGACGGAGGAUCUAUUAUUAAGAGCACCAGCAAAUACUAUCCGAAACCAGGUUGCGAGAUCAAUGAAGAAAGAAUCAAGAUCGGAGCAGACAAGGCUUUCGACAUGUUUAAGGCUAUCGAAGCUUAUGUCUUGGCUAAUCCUGAUGUUUGAUAAGAGUUGUAAUUCCUAUUUUCUUUUGUUUGUGUAUGUGUCUUUUGAGUAAAACCAGUACCUGUGGCUUGAGAAUAAAAGUUUGUGGUUGCGUUGAGUUUUUAUUUUGUGCAUGGACUAAGAAGUGUAAUCCUUUAAUUAACUCAUAAUAAAUGUAAUGUAGUUUUCUUUA